AUCAAAGGCCCGUGGUCGCAGACGGAGGACGAGACACUGCAGCACCUCGUCGACGAGCUUGGGCCGGAGAAGUGGGUAGCCAUCGCUCAGCGCCUCGGCACCCGCAGCGGAAAGCAGUGCCGUGAGCGCUGGCAUAACCACAUCAACCCUGACAUUCGCAAGGGCCCAUUCACACCCGAAGAGGACUCGCUCAUUCUGCGCCUGUUCACGGACGUUGGCAGCAAGUGGGCGUACAUUGCCAAGUACAUGCCCGGUAGGACGGACAAUGCCAUUAAGAAUCACUACAACACUGUGCUUGUCCGUCGCGCCAAGCUCAUC
Messenger RNA from Tilletiaria anomala UBC 951, 318 nucleotides. RefSeq lists its product as uncharacterized. Gene Ontology annotation, cellular component: nucleus. NCBI's taxonomy places the organism in Eukaryota, Fungi, Basidiomycota, Exobasidiomycetes, Georgefischeriales, Tilletiariaceae. The record is from RefSeq and is a predicted model, not a curated record. The annotation marks the transcript as partial. The transcript has a single exon. Gene Ontology annotation, molecular function: DNA-binding transcription factor activity, RNA polymerase II-specific; RNA polymerase II cis-regulatory region sequence-specific DNA binding. Gene Ontology annotation, biological process: mitotic cell cycle; positive regulation of transcription by RNA polymerase II.